Molecule: messenger RNA, 1064 nt
Organism: Acanthaster planci (crown-of-thorns starfish)
Lineage: Eukaryota; Metazoa; Echinodermata; Asteroidea; Valvatida; Acanthasteridae
Source: RefSeq, a predicted model, not a curated record
CACCCACACAGAGUCUUGACGCCGCAAAUGCCGAACUCACGGAACCCACUCUCUCAAGAGAAGAGACAGCAAAGGGACAGAAGGGUGGAAAGGAAACAGCUCGGGGCAACGCGGACAGCAGGAGACAGGAGCGACGGCAAAACAAACAGAAGCAACGGGGCAGAUGUCUCGCACACCACCAUACAAAUGCUCAGCAUCGGGGGCAGAGCAGUUUCGGCGCGGGGAACAAGCUUCUUGCUUGGGGAAGAAACGUGUGAGCCCUCGUAUGAAAAAUGCCAUAGUGCUGCCGUUGGGAAUUCUUGUGUGACAUACGAGACAGUCCCCCUUGAGGACAGCGACACUGACUCUGUGACCCGGGAGAAACAAGAAUAUGACACGUUGUAUCAAAAAACACUGCCUGCCCCCACUGGUCGAUAAGGCGGGAAAGCGGAAGCCCAAGAAGCGAGCUGUGCAAGUCAUGGUAGUUGCGUCGUGUACAAGACACUUAACCCAGGGGACAGCGACUGUGACUCUGUCACUCAUAAAAACAAUCAUCAGUAUCAAGAGCCUGACAAUAUCGACACUGGUGUCUUAGAAACAGGUCGUCUUGUCGACUGGGCCGCAAUUAGCGACAGUGGCAAUCCUGAAGACAAGGUAAAUAGUUUGCCGAGUGAUGAAUCUGGCAAAGGGAUGGUGGAUAAUCCAGUAUACGGACCGUACGUCGAGAAAUCUAGCAAAUACUAAAAUAAUGGUCCAAAGCUUAAAAAAAAAUUAGGUAGGAAUUUGGUCGUGGGUAGCCUAGACAUUACUGUAGAAGGGUUCGACUACCGAUGAAAUGAGCAGCCUGGACCGAUUAGUAGCACAGUGUUAACUAACCCUUGUACAAUUGACUUCAGUAGUUCUUUCCCAUCUGUUUAGUAUUGUUUCUAGUUCAGAUCUCGAUGAUGUUCCUUGUAAUCUUUACCCCUGUUGCUUAUUUGCAACGAGAAUGGUUGAAUACCACAAAGCCUGUCUCUAAUAAAGUAAUUUUUAGUUCGUCUGAUGUUUGUAAUAAUACUUCGGAGUCAAGUCAACCCAGUAUCACA